This is a messenger RNA of Gryllus bimaculatus (two-spotted cricket), 1377 nucleotides long. NCBI's taxonomy places the organism in Eukaryota, Metazoa, Arthropoda, Insecta, Orthoptera, Gryllidae. The record is from the annotation of a GenBank genome assembly.
AUGACACGUUGCGUUGUUCUGCUGCUGUCGCCCGCGGGCGCGGGGGCGGGGCCGCAGGGGCGCGCCGACUGGCCGCCCGGCUUCUUCGGCCCCUUCGCGCAGUUCCGCCCCGCGCCGCUGCCGCCGCGCGCGCCCGCGCCCACCCCCGCCGCCCCCGCCGAGCCGGGCAACAAGGUGCUGCUCGACCUCAUCCUCGGCCUGCGCGACCAGCUGCAGCUGCUGCACCAGCGACAGAACUGCUCGGUGGCGGACGCGCUGGCGGAGUCGCUGCGGCCUCAGAGCUCCUUCGGCUUCGGCGGCGCAGGCUUCGGCUCGCCCUUCGGCUCGGGCUUCGGGGCGGGCUUCGGGCCCGGCUUCGGCUCCAGCUUCGGCCCGGGCUUCGGCUCCAGCUUCGGCCCGGGCUUCGGCUCGGGCUUCGGCUCGGGCUUCGGCUCGGGCUUUGGCUCGAGCUUUGGCCCCGGCCUCGGCUCGGGCUUUGGCGCCAGCUUCGGUUCGGGCUUCGGUCCGGGCUUUGGUUCCAACUUCGGCGCGGGCUUUGGCCCUGGCGCCGGCUUCGGCCCCGGCUCAGGCGCCGGCUUUGGAAGCCCAGGUGGCGGAGGCUUCCCCAACUUCUUCGGGGGCUCUCGGCCAGGCGCGACCUUCCCGAAGCCGAAGCCCGGGCAGCCGGGCGUCGUGUCCAACUUCGUGGGCACAUCCACCGUGAUGGGGUCGGACGGCAAGGUGCACGGCACCGUGAUCCAGGGCUCCAACGACAAGCCGCCCGUGGUCACCUCCUUCAGCAAGGAGCCCGGGCAGGAGCCCGUGGUUGUGACGACGGGCGCCGAGCCGGAGCCCGCCGCGGGGGCCGUGGUGGGGGCGGAGGAGGCCGCCGCCGCCACCGCUACCGCCGCCGCCGCCACCGGCAACGACGAGGCGGCACCAGCUGACGACGCCCGCUGAGCAGAGCUUCGGCGGCCUCAUCCGCCCCAAUAUUGAAGUUCCUCUGUCAGCGUGUUUAUCACUGUAGAAAAUGCAUUUUCAUUGAUAACAUCUCACUUGUGUCAUUUGACAAUGUAUAAUGUAUCGGAUAUAAAAGAGACAUUUAUGUGUGAAUUAUAUUUAAAAUUUAGAAAAUAGCUUGGUUCUGUUAUCAUUAUUGAUCUUGGCAUCAAAUUUAUCGGACACGCCAGAUACAUCAAACAACAAUAAUAAUAAAUAGAAAAGUGGAACACGAGUAUUGAUUUAAUAGCAUUCCUGUGCCAAUCUUUUCCUGAAUAAGCCUGUUACAUUACAUCUGUAUGCGCAAGCAUAUAUGAUAGGUUCUUUUUCCUGAAUAAAAAACUUUUAACUUGAGAAUCAUAGACCAGGAUUUUAUUAAACAAGCAAUUUAUUGUUUUG